Harmonia axyridis is the source of this 819-nucleotide messenger RNA. It is a transcript of the gene Sumo, whose product is annotated as small ubiquitin-related modifier 2. Bases 326 to 598 code for a protein of 90 amino acids. The transcript has 3 exons. Gene Ontology annotation, molecular function: protein tag activity; ubiquitin-like protein ligase binding. Gene Ontology annotation, biological process: protein sumoylation. The record is from RefSeq and is a predicted model, not a curated record. Lineage: Eukaryota; Metazoa; Arthropoda; Insecta; Coleoptera; Coccinellidae. Gene Ontology annotation, cellular component: nucleus.
AGUCAAAUCAACUAUUCUCAUAUUAUAUUAAACCAUUAUUACAUCGUUUUGGAAUAUACUUCUUAUUUGUCAAUAAUUUUCUCGUAAUUUAAUUCAGAUUUUUUUUAUUAUAAUACAUUCUGAUCUAACUUGAAAAAAAAAUAAGUAUUUCUUUGACUCAUACUUCCGGUAGGAGAGUUGCCGCUCUUCUAUUGAACAAGCCGGCCAUUUCUUGUUGAAACGCUUCGUGUAUGGUGUUUGAUCUGCUUUAUUGCAUUGAAGUCGGUUAGAGAGUUCUAACAACAAACUCAAGAUAUUCUGUAAUUAAAUUCUAAAUUCAUACAUAAUGGGAGAUGAGAAAAAGAAUAACGAAUCGGAGCACAUUAAUUUGAAAGUACUUGGUCAGGAUAAUGGUGUAGUACAAUUCAAAAUUAAGAAACACACUCCUUUGAGGAAGUUGAUGAGUGCAUACUGUGAUAGAGCUGGUUUGAGCAUGCAAGUACUUCGAUUCCGAUUCGAUGGAAAUCCAAUCAAUGAAACAGAUACCCCAACAUCUUUGGACAUGGAGGAAGGGGACACUAUAGAAGUAUACCAACAACAGACAGGUGGAUGUUAUUAAAAUGAAGAUGAAUUUAAUCCUAUAGUCUUUUCCAUUUCUAUAUUUACUAAAGAUAAUAUUUAUUGAAUUGGAAAAGAUUCCACUUUUUUUUAGAAAUAAGUUAACUUUAACUUUAUUUUAAGGAUAUGGCAUCGAUCUACUGUUUUCUUUGAUGAGAAAGUUGUAAAUUAAUUCAACUUCCAAAUUUUAACUGUUCUGAAUAAAAAUUUUUUUGCUAUAAA